UUUAGUUGUCUAGUCGAGGGAAACCAAAUCAGACGAGAAUGCGCGCUUCCACACUGUUUUUCGGCCUUCUACUGGUAGCCAGCUGCUCCUCGAUUCUGGCCAGGCCACAGGAGAGCAAUACUCCGAGCACCACCACCACCACGACUCCGAAGCCGGAGGAGUCGUCUACAACCACUACGACAUCGACUACGACGACCACGACAACGGAAAAGCCAAAAUCAGAGUCCACAACUGCCAGUACUACCACCACAAGUACCACCCCCAGCACCACCCCAAGCACCACUUCAAGCACCACUACAACCACUACCACGACCACCACCCCGAAACCCGAUGAUGAUGAGGCCGCCAAGCUGCUGCAACAAUGUGCCGAGCUGAGCCGCCGGAAGAAGCGAGGUGGAUCUUCCUCGUCCGAAGAGGACGACAGUGGCGAGAAGAAGUCGGCGAAGAAAGAGCGCAAGCAGUUGAAGAAGCUGUGCAAGCAGUUGAAGAAGCAGGAGGAGCGCAAGCAGGAGAAGGACCAGAAAUCGGCGUUAUCCGAACUGGCUGAAGCCCUGAAAAUCUACAACCAAAAACAGAAGAACUAAUGUGGUGCCAGUAAAUAUUUUUUUAAACAUUUUUUUUCUUUGUUUUUAGUGUACUUUAUAUUAUUUAUCAAAAUGUAUGCCAAUAAAAUGGAUCUUUUAAAAUAA
Messenger RNA from Drosophila santomea, 689 nucleotides. RefSeq names its product salivary glue protein Sgs-3. The record is from RefSeq and is a predicted model, not a curated record. NCBI's taxonomy places the organism in Eukaryota, Metazoa, Arthropoda, Insecta, Diptera, Drosophilidae. Bases 39 to 584 code for a protein of 181 amino acids. The transcript has a single exon.